AUGAGUCUUUUUGGGCGGAACCAUUUUUUGCUUUGCGUGCCUCUCACACGCGGCUACCACCACGGUCUUCAAUCGAUGUUGCCCCGCUUCACCGUCGGAAAGUCCAUGGUGAUUUCAGCUAUAACGACUGGGGCACGGUACUUUGCGCGUGUCUCUCCUGUUCAGGGGACGAUUGAGUCUCCCAAGGGCGGAUUUGUGACGGACGACGUGAAGAUUGACAUGAAUGCCAAUAUCGGUGGUGCCUACGCGCGUGGUGUGUUUGCGCGCCGUGAGAUAGGGUAUGGACGUGAGAUCAUGAACAUCCCUGCCUACGCCAUGUACAUUGGCGAGAAUGAAAACCAAACCCUUCGGGAGCAGGUGCUGAUUCUCACAAAAGAGGUGUUUUCAAAACUGGUGCUUGGAUCCCCCGAAGAGAAGCGGUACAUUAAACAACGCGUCAUGACACUCAUGUCUGGCGGCUUCUCAUACUUCACACGAGAAAAGGAUGUCUUUGAGUUCGUGGAAGACGUGCGGGCACCGGGUCCAGAGGGUGUUCUCACGAACGGGGCGAAUUAUCUUCUUAGCGGUGAGUUUUCCUCUUACGACUUGCAAAAGCUUCCACUUAUCAUUGAGUUUAAUCGCUACGACGUUGAAUACAACGGGCGACGUGGCAUUUGCCUGUUCCCGGAGGUGCAGUACUUUAACCACCAGUGUGAGCCUAACGUGGAGGUGACAAUUACGUACAAUAGUCUGAAGGGUAGAUUUUUCCUCAGUGCGCGAACCGUGCGGCCGGUGAGGGAGGGAGAGGAGCUGUUUGUUAACUACAUGCCUGGAAACACCCUCCCUUUGUCGCGGCUGGCGUUGGCGAUGAAAAAACGAUGGGGCUUUGAGUGCACCUGUGUGCGAUGCAAGAGCCGUGGCAUUGGCGCUGUGACAAUGCUUUUCGUCAUCGUAUUGCUUCCCAUGAUGACGUACCUCCGCUCCAUCAAUGUUCGUCGCACUAAGGAGAAGCAACGUGGACUCUGA
Trypanosoma rangeli is the source of this 1005-nucleotide messenger RNA. RefSeq lists its product as uncharacterized. The transcript has a single exon. The coding region runs from base 1 to 1005 and encodes 334 amino acids. Lineage: Eukaryota; Euglenozoa; Kinetoplastea; Trypanosomatida; Trypanosomatidae. The record is from RefSeq and is a predicted model, not a curated record. Gene Ontology annotation, molecular function: protein binding. Gene Ontology annotation, cellular component: nucleus.